Acaulospora colombiana is the source of this 3303-nucleotide messenger RNA. Lineage: Eukaryota; Fungi; Glomeromycota; Glomeromycetes; Diversisporales; Acaulosporaceae. The record is from the annotation of a GenBank genome assembly.
CCUCUUGACCCACGGCUCUGGAGUUUCGCUUCGAUGAUAGAUACCAAAGCCCGCGGCAAUAGGGCCGUUAGCGCCGCCACCACCAGUAAUCCCACCGCUUGGAUUUGUAGACGCAACGGCACUAUUGAGCCCACUCGAACUAUAACUCCCGACUGUGCUUGUGCCUACUUGGCUUGUGGUGGUGCCACUGCGACUUCGGGUAUUCGAAGGGACCGUCGAGUAGCCCAUCGUAGCUCCAUUGUUGACGUGGGCGUGAGAGACGUUUUCUUGCGUGGGUCUUGUUCUGUCCUCCCAGUACUCGGGUUGGUUUUGGAGGUUUGGGUGUGGAUAGGCGGACCCGUGGCUACGAUCGAAACUCCAGAGCCGUGGGUCAAGAGGCUGACCGACGAUGGACAAGCAUAUUACUAUUACAACCCCGUCACCGAGGAAGCAAGUUGGGCCAGACCGGAACCGACCUUGGACGGCUAUCAAAGCGGUGGUCAGGGACAGGGCAGCCACGGAUACGGACCCAAUGCGAAUGCUACUAGUGGUGCCGGGAAUAGGGCUGGCCAGCAGCAGCAACAACAACCAAUACAACAGGGAUCAGUACCGCAUCAAGGAGGAGGGGAUCUGUACAACCAUCAAAACUCGAGCCAAACCCACUUUCAACCUCGUCCCGGGGCUACACGGCUUGGCACCCGUGAUCGAGCCGGCUCCGAAGCGAGUUAUAGCGGGCGUGAACGGGAUAAUCGACGGGCCAGUGUCUACUCUGAUGAUUCCGAAGUCAGCCCUUAUGGCAAGGAUCUACGACCUGGGAUUACGCAUCACAAUACCGAUCCCGGUCUCACCCAGCUGAGCUCGAGCACGAACACGACGAGCACGGCCAACGUCCGACCCUGGCCUACACCUGGUGGGAAACCAGGAGAAGCGACGGCUGCUUUGCAGGCUACGGGUAUUGCGAAUCCUCUUCAGGUCGCUCUUGCAUUGCAGAGCGAGAUGGCACCCCCUUCUUUGCCACCCCUUACCAUCUACUCGGACAAGGCAGGCGAAGCCAUCAGUGCCGUCGUCGAGGCCUUUUCAGGGAACGCAGAUGGAACCAAGGCGAACGGUGUCAAUGGUAUGAAUGGGGAUCCAGCUCAACCCCAAUCCGCCGUCUCGCCUACCACUACGCUCGUCGAUAGCCUAAAUGACCGCACAUCAACAGAAACAGCUCGCGUGCAGACCAUGGCAGACCGUGUCGCCCUCGUGGUCGUCGCCGUUCGAAACCUGUUGUACGUCUCGGGUACUCUCACUGGCUCCCUACCCAACCUAGGGAGCACCGCCCUCACCAAUCAUAGCGGUGGUGGUGGGUUGAACAGCGUUGGUGCGGGACUGAAUGAGGAUGUGGAUUGGGUCCGUCAAGAGAUCAAACCGUAUCAGCGAAAGGUCACCGCCACCCUCUCCAAGCUCGUCCUCUCUGCGAGGGCCGUCAAUUCGAACCCAGAUUGGCCAGGAGGAAGAGCAGGUGCGGGUGGACGUGUCGAGUCGGAUGCAGCAGAGCUGCAACGUGCUGUGACUACAUUCGUAUACCAGAUCCAACGGACCGCAGCGAGCUCCAGAGCCAAGAGAUUGCAAGGUGUCAUGAUCCCUGGAGAAGGAAGCGCUGGUAUCGGCCCAGGAUUGAUUGGUGCCGGUGUUGCUGGUGGAUGGAAGGGUGCCGGCUUCGUACCUGUCGGCGACUCGACGCUGGGUGGUACAGGUGGCCCAGAAAUCCGAUUGGGACGAGAGGUCGUCAGCGAACUGGCUGGCCUCAAGCUGGCUGCAGAAGAAAAGAUGAACUCGCUCCGAAUGGCUAUUGAGAAAUACAAGGCAGCAUCUACGGCGAACUUGCCCCGAGGCGAAUACGAUACUCGUGCGGCAGAUCUCGUGAUCCUCAAUGGUCGAUUGGUCAUUGGUCAUAUCACUGACUUUUUGCUCCAUGCGGAGGAUGUGCAUAUUGCUACGGCUGUGGAUGUCAUGGGUACGGAUGGAGAUGACGACGCAUAUCUUGCAGGUGUCAAGAGAGCACGUGAACUCAUUCGUACCUUUGAAACUGCCAAACAAGCUCUCUACGAUGAUGGAGCCGUCCUCCUCAUGACGAGUCAGGCGAUCCAUGUCAGUAGUUUUGGAACCCUCUCUGUCACUUCUUCGUCCAGCAUGAAACCAGGCGGCCCCGUCGACGUCUUGCUUCAAACUGCUAUACCAGCAAUCCAGUCCAACCUCGGUACCGUCAUGGAAGCUCUCGAACUGCUCCUCAAUAUCGCUCAUGAACAAGAUGAAGUCAACGCCGGACGAGAACCUAUUGGUCAAGCAGCAACUGGAUACGACGACGAUGUCGAGUAUCCUCAUCACCCAGAACACUAUGCUAGGCUUCUCCAGAAACAGCGAGAACGACAACCCCAAUAUGGUCAAGACCCAUGGUAUCCAGGAGGCCCAGGGUACACUGGCGACGCCAACGACGUGUUGAAGUCGAUGGGCAUUCCCCAUCCUGGUGUAGACGGCGAAGUGUAUGAUGCUGAAGGAGAAGGAGACGGCGGCGAAGAUAUGGUUUCGAUGACGAUUGCCCUAGGAGGAGCGUCGAGGCCAACUGGGAGACAACACGUCUUCCGUGGAGAAAGGGACCCAUCGAUUGCAACGACAGGGGGCACAACUGAUGCUCCUUCGUCUGUUGGCAAUUCUUCUACGGCUGUUGGCAUCAACGGAUCUGGUGUGGCAGACACAGGCGAAGAUGACAAGCAAUUGUCAGACGAUUCUGAAUUCGAACCGAAGAAAAAGAAGGCGCCUGCGAGUGAAGAGAAACUAAAGAAAUUGCUUGGUACUGCCCCGCCGACAAAUUACAAGGACCAGCAAAAGAUGAACCAAUUACCUGCCUAUCUCAGGCUGGAUCACCACAGCCCAGCAGAAAUUGUGCUGAACCCGGACGGAGGUGUCAGGGCUGGUACUUUACCUGCUUUGAUCGAGAGGCUCACCAUGCACAGUGGAAGCGAUGCUCGGUUUAAUGAGACCUUUAUGAUGACCUUCAAGAGCUUUGCCACGAUUGACCAAGUGUUCGACAUGCUGGUAGAACGAUACAACAUAACACCACCCGAAGGUUUGACCCCAGAGCAGUUGCAAGAGUGGAUGACUGCCAAGAAGAAUCUGAUUCGCUUGAGGGUUAUCAACACUAUGCGCAAACUCAUCGACGUCUUGGAGAAGGAGGAUCUAAAUAUUCUGGAUCGUGUCAAGGCGUUUGCCAGUGAAGUCGUCGCUUCGGACGGCGAUAAGGCCAUUGGAGCCAAGACACUCUUACAGAUCGUCCAGAGGGUG